Sinocyclocheilus grahami is the source of this 1416-nucleotide messenger RNA. RefSeq names its product gastrula zinc finger protein XlCGF26.1-like. The record is from RefSeq and is a predicted model, not a curated record. The coding region runs from base 96 to 1196 and encodes 366 amino acids. Gene Ontology annotation, biological process: regulation of DNA-templated transcription. NCBI's taxonomy places the organism in Eukaryota, Metazoa, Chordata, Actinopteri, Cypriniformes, Cyprinidae. The transcript is spliced from 2 exons. Gene Ontology annotation, molecular function: RNA polymerase II cis-regulatory region sequence-specific DNA binding; DNA-binding transcription factor activity, RNA polymerase II-specific.
CCUGGAGAAUAAAACACGAGGAACCAGAACCCUGGAGAAUAAAACACGAGGAACCAGAACCCUGGGGAAUAGAACAUGAGGAACAAGGAGGCCCGAUGAAAGUGAAAGAGGAAAGACAAGAUUUGAAUGAAGUGGAGGAGAAGCAUCAGGAUCAGAAAGCGCAUGACGUCACUGGAGAAAAAUUUGUUAGUUGCUCCAAAACUGAAAACAGUUGCUCGCAACGCAACAUUCAAAGAAAAGAGGUCAAAAGGCCUUUCAGCUGCUCUCAGUGUGGAAACGCAUUCACUCGUAAAAAAUACCUCAAGAAUCACAUGAGAAUUCAUAAGAGAGUGAAGACUUUCACCUGCUCUGAGUGUGGAAACACUUUCAGCCAUAGAGGAAGCCUUUGGAAUCACAUGAAAAUUCAUACUGAAAUGAAACCUUUCAUCUGCUCCCAGUGUGGAAAGAGUUUCAAACAGAAAAGAAACCUUGACGAACACAUGAUAAAUGUUCAUACUGGAAAAAGGCCUUUCACCUGCUCUGAGUGUGGAAAUACUUUCAAACGUAAAAGAAGCCUUCAGAAUCACAUGCUAAACCAUACGGGAAAAAAGUCUUUCAUCUGCUCUCAGUGUGGAAGCAUGUUCAGCCAUAAUGGAAGCCUUUGGAAUCACAUGAAAAUUCAUACUGGAAUAAAGUCUUUCAGCUGCUCUCAGUGUGGAAAGAGUUUUACACAGAAAAAACUACUCAAUGAGCAUGUUCUUAUUCACACCUCAGCAAAGCGUUUCACCUGCUCUCAGUGUGGAAACACUUUUACACGUAAAGAAACCCUUAAGAAUCACAUGCUUAAUCAUGCUGGAAUAAAGCCUUUCAUCUGCUCUCAGUGUGGAAAGAGUUUUACACAGGAAAAACAACACAAUUGGCAUGUGCUGCUUCACACAUCAGUAAAGCCUUUCACCUGCUCUCAGUGUGGAAACACUUUCACACGUAAACAAACCCUUAAGAAUCACAUGUUAAAUCAUGCUGGAAUGAAGCCUUUUACCUGCUCUCAGUGUGGAAACACUUUCACACGUAAAGAAACCCUUAAGUAUCACAUGUUAAAUCAUGCUGGAAUAAAGCCUUUCAGCUGCUCUCAGUGUGGAAAGAGUUUCACACAAAAAAAACAACUUAAUGUGCAUGUGCGCAUUCACAAUUCAGAAAAGUCUUUCACCUGUCCUUAGUGUGGAAAUGCUUUCACGUGUAAAAGAAGCCUUGAGACAGAGUUGGGCCGAUAGGCGAUGCCAUCAUCCAUCGCCGAUGGCUGACAGACAUCAUGAUGUUGAGCUGGCAUCGUGAUUCCUCCCCCCACCCCAUCUCCCACAAUCCGCCGCAUCACAAUACCGUGUUCGGAAAGGAAAUGACGCGUACUAUGGAACCUCUAAAGGGAAUAAAUAUGAGAUG